AUGGCAGAAAACGCGCCUGAGACGAAGGAUGAGUUCACAUCCAUCAUGAUAAAGCUGUUCCAGAAUCCCCCGGACCCUAAUCAGCGUAUUCCCGUGUGGAAUCGCAAAGGAACGAUAUAUGGUAUCACUAUCCCGCUGCAGGUCCUCUGCUGGGUUUUUGUCGCAGGUCGUCUUCACACACGUCUACGUGUGGUCCGCGAGCCUGGUCUCGAUGACCUCUUUGUCGUCCUGGCAGCGCUGUUCAAUCUCGCUGCGCUUAUUGCAUUCCUGCUUAGCCUAAACUACGGCAUGGGUAGUCACCUCAUCUACGUUAUCCCCGUGCUCCAACCAACCAUGAUCGCCAUCUACGUCAACAAUGCCACGAACCACGCCACUACCGUUUGCAUCAAAAUCUCGCUUCUCCUCCAGUAUCUGCGCAUGUUCCGCAACGGCAGGCGCCGCAUCGUGUGCAAGGUUGUGCUUGGGCUCGUCACUGUGUGGUCGCUAGUCUUCCUAUUCAUGGCUUGGUUCCCGUGCUUCCCUGUUACUGCUUUUUGGACAAGGUCGAAGGGUUCAACGUGCUAUGGGUAUGGAUACCGUUCGGUGGGCGAGGCAAAAGCGUCGGUGCUUGCUUUUGCGGGGACAAAUAUGAUGUUUGAUUUGAUCAUUUUUGCUAUUCCACUCACUGAGUAUUUUCGGAAUAAUCUGAGGCGCAAGGAGGCUAUCGCUAUGACGGGACUGUUUAUGUUUGGUGCUAUUGCUGUUUUGAUGUCGAUUCUGCGCCUCUGGGCUACGUUCAGGCAUAACAAGGAUUCGAUUCAGAGUUUCGAUUUUGUUUGGUGGUACCCUGAAGCCAUCAUCAUCUCCUUCCUCGAAGUUAGUUUCGCAAUCAUGUGCGCCUCGAUGCCCAUAUUUUGGCCUACCGUCAUCGCAAACUGGGGGCACAUCUUUAUCACCAAUGAAGUCCGCGUCACGUCUCACGAGCGCCUCGAUAGCGUUACCCAGGACCAUAUCGAACUCACGAGGGCAGCGUCAUUGAAGAGUGUGGAUAGCACCAAGGGCUUGACAAGAGUGGAGUCUGAAGGGAACAGCAGUCCGUAUGAUAGUGGAUAUCUUACUCAGCCGGGCAAAAAUGAAUUGUUCUCGACUAUGCAUGUAGAGGUGCGGCCUCAAUCGCAAAAGUCGCGGGACAAGCAAGCCCGCAAGGAAUAA
Messenger RNA from Bipolaris oryzae ATCC 44560, 1191 nucleotides. RefSeq lists its product as uncharacterized. The coding region runs from base 1 to 1191 and encodes 396 amino acids. Lineage: Eukaryota; Fungi; Ascomycota; Dothideomycetes; Pleosporales; Pleosporaceae. The transcript is spliced from 5 exons. The record is from RefSeq and is a predicted model, not a curated record.